CAAAGCUAUGCAAAGUGCGAAUGUACUCCGUAUCCGGAAGUGAAAGGGCGGUGCCAAGACUUGGAGGCAUCGGGCCCACUUGCUUACAUGAGGCAUGGUUGCUGACCUCACAUGGGAAAGCUGCAUCGUUCCUUUCACAUCAUCAACCCCAGCGCAGUUGCUCUGUUCUACGGAGCUGCACUUCUUCCUCAACGACACCGGCAAACAGCGGAUCUUGGCCUCGAAUAAUUCAUUUUGUCGCCACGCCAUCCCACGUCGCAAACAUGGCGGAGCCUCAGAUCAAACCGGACCCCGACGCGGGCUCAUCCUUCGUGGACGAAGUCGACGAGACGCCCGAUCUGGAAUUCUACGACAAGCUGCCCGACGCAGAUGCCUAUAGUCGCAUGUAUCUCACACGCCUACCGAACUACGUCUGGGAGGCCUGGUCGAAGCUCGACGAGGAUGAGGAGAUUGAGAUUGGAACAAUCCGCCAAUGGAUCGACGAGAAUGGCAAAACGAGAUUGCAAAUGCGCCUCAAGCCGGACUUGCCAGCGCAUGCCGAAGUGCCCAAGGAGUACAACAUGGAAGUAACGAACCACGAUGUCAACAACACCUUUGUCUUCACCGAGCAGGACCUGCCUAGCUAUGCUGCGAAGAACAAGGAAAGGGCCAAUGCGCUGGCGCAAGGAAUUCCUGCCCAUCUUUUGCGAAAGCACCAAAGGCAGAUGGAGCCGCCCGCCGAACGGGGGAAGAAGGGCGCCUACUCGCGCAGGCCUAUUCCAAAGAAAACUAGGAUCGCGGGGAAGAUCAAGCACGAAGUCGUCUGCACCCCGGUACGGAACGCCGAGGCCGAUAGGUUCCUCUCCAUUCGCGCCGAAGCCGCCCAGAAGCCUCAGAAGACGGUGACUAUGCUGAAGGGCUUUCCAGCCGGAGAUACUACCAAUCCCAACGAGUGGGAAUCUUUUCUCAAAACUCGCGAGAAACCGACCAAGGCGAAAAAGAUGGAGAACAAGGCGACCCGUUGGCCGGAGAACCAGCUCCUGGAUGCCAUCGCCAAGUGCUUCUCGGAGCACAAAUACUGGUCCAUCAAGGCCUUCCGCGGAAGAAUCCCGCAGCCCGAGGCCUAUUUGCGCGAGACUCUCGACAAGGUUGCCGUGCUGCACCGGUCUGGUACUUUUGCCAAUCACUGGUCGCUCAAGCCAGAGUAUGAGGGCAUCCUCGCCUCGUUACCGAAGCCGGCGGACGAUGCGGCGGUACCAAAGGCUGAUGUACCCUCCGAUGAUGAGGACGAGGAGGAUAUCAAGAUGGAGGAUGUUUUGUGAUUGUCUUUGGCCUUUAUUUAUCUCUUGAGAGUCUAAC
This is a messenger RNA of Thermothelomyces thermophilus ATCC 42464, 1338 nucleotides long. RefSeq lists its product as uncharacterized. NCBI's taxonomy places the organism in Eukaryota, Fungi, Ascomycota, Sordariomycetes, Sordariales, Chaetomiaceae. The transcript has 4 exons. The coding region runs from base 264 to 1301 and encodes 345 amino acids. The record is from RefSeq and is a predicted model, not a curated record. Gene Ontology annotation, biological process: transcription by RNA polymerase II; transcription initiation at RNA polymerase II promoter. Gene Ontology annotation, cellular component: transcription factor TFIIF complex.